Molecule: messenger RNA, 1052 nt
Organism: Brassica napus (rape)
Lineage: Eukaryota; Viridiplantae; Streptophyta; Magnoliopsida; Brassicales; Brassicaceae
Exons: 4
Coding region: 66-881 (271 amino acids)
Source: RefSeq, a predicted model, not a curated record
CAUCUCUAUCUUGUGUUCUCUUUAUCCACGCGCGUGUGCGCUUUGUAAUAAGAAGACAAUCAAAGAUGGUGACGACGAGCGUCGUCGGAGCUCCGUUGGUGGUUGCCCGGUCUAGACGGAUUCCGACGUCCCUCAAGUGCUUCGCUUCCACCGCGAAUUCCGAGCUUCUCCGCUCCCAGCUCGAUCAGCUUCACGCGGAGGCAGAGUCCACUCGUGCUAAAGCAAAUAGUAAUAGGUUGAGACUCUUGAGAUUAUCUGAGGCUGCAGAGAAUCUACGUAGACAAGCUUCUCUUCAUGUUCAGACGGGUAAAGAGAAUGACGCAAGAGAGUUGCUUCUCCAGAAGAAGAAAGUCAUGCAAGCUUUGGACAAGGCCAAAGCUCGUAUCGAGUUGCUUGAUACCCUUUCUUCAAAACUCAACGAGGCAAUAUCUGUCAAAGAAACACAGCUGAUUGGGAACAUAUCUUUAGAUCUGGAAGUAGAUAGAGAGAGGACUUCAGAUGGAGUUCACAUUGUAUCUCCAAAGCCUGAAUCUACUGAAGAAGGGCAUGAGAAUGACCAAACUGACUUGGGUUCUCAGGAAAGUCAACUUAUUGAAAACAACUUUGAGGAACACCAAGAAACUGUACUGGAAGAGGCUUUAACUGGUAACAUCUUCAGUGAAGUGUCUUCUUAUGAGUCUUUCCUGGAGAAUCUAGACCAGAAACUUUGCAGAAUCGAGGAUGAGCUUGUCACUGUUGUGAAUGUUGCGUCGUUGGUGCUUAGUCAUGAAGAUAAACCCAAGAAUCUAAAGGUUCAGCAAACAUCAGAAAUUCUUGAAGAGAUUCGUUGUGUGAGGGAAAGGAUUGCAAGUAUCAUUUGCAAAGAAGCAAACAUCAGUUAGUGCCUCAAGCUCCUCUUCUUGGUAUGAACAGUGUAGCAUUUCUAUACUCAUUCAGGUCUAUGGACAUUAUCUUGGUGUGAUGUGAAUAUUAAAUAUCUUCCAAGUUUGGUACAUUGAAUUUUGAUGUGAUAUAUAUAUUUAUAGAACAUAGGAACAUAAACAUUCAUGACA